Molecule: messenger RNA, 1060 nt
Organism: Misgurnus anguillicaudatus (oriental weatherfish)
Lineage: Eukaryota; Metazoa; Chordata; Actinopteri; Cypriniformes; Cobitidae
Gene: morn3
Product: MORN repeat containing 3
Source: RefSeq, a predicted model, not a curated record
AGGCGUUAAUAUGAUUGGUCGAGGGUGGUUGCGCGGUUACCAUAUACACGAAUACUCAUGAGAGGACUGAAGAGGAAUGUUAGAUGUAUAUUUUAAAUGUUAAAAUAUUAACGUGUGGGUUGUUUUGUUCCUCUCACACGUCUGGUGAGAUCAAAGUUUAGUGGUCUGGAAAGUGGAGCUGGUCACAAAUCUAGGCACAUAUGGGAUCAGCAUGCCUUUUUUAAAGAAACCCCGGACUACUGAACCACUUGUAAAGCAAUGGGACAAAAAAGCCCAAAAAUGUGGACUGCUCCACACAGUCUAUUCAGCCAAUGGAGAUCGGUACAGAGGCGAGUGGUUGAACAAUGAGAAACAUGGAAAUGGAAUGCAAGUUUGGAAGAAAACAGGAAUAAUCUAUGAUGGGGAGUGGAGUUGUGGAAAGCGCCAUGGGUACGGACUGCUCACCAAGUUUCACCCUGAGCAGAAAGAGUAUGUGAGGGUGUAUGCAGGUGGCUGGCAAAAUGACAAGAAAGAGGGUGUUGGGACGUAUUUCUACAGUCCAUUGGCUUUCUAUGAAGGCCAUUGGAGUAAAGAUCAGAGAGCUGGAUGGGGGAGAAUGCAGUAUGAAAAUGGAGAAGUCUAUGAAGGCGAAUGGCUGAAGGAUAAGCAUGAUGGACAGGGCGUACUGCUUCUUGCAAAUGGAAACCGUUACGAGGGCGCGUGGCGGGAUGGAAAGAAGAAUGGCCAUGGCAAGUUCUUCUAUCUGGAUAGAGGUCAGCUGUACGAAGGCCUUUGGGUCGACGGCGUUGCAAAAUCUGGAACAUUGUCUGAUUUUGGAAGAGAAGCAGCACUUAAUCCAACUAUGUAUCCGAUUCCCAAGGUUUGCUUAAUAGAUGCAGAGUCUGUACUGAUGGAGGCACAAUCAUAUUUCACUGAGGAUUAAGGAAAAUCAACAACGGGCAGUUUUCCAUAAGCUGUACGGCUGCUAGACAGUAUGUACCAGGACAGUAUUCUGUUUCCUGAACUGAAAAUCUUGAUGUUUAUUACCCUUUCCAUUUAUAUUAAAAACCUCUUACACAAA